Diaporthe batatas is the source of this 2526-nucleotide messenger RNA. RefSeq lists its product as uncharacterized. The transcript is spliced from 4 exons. Gene Ontology annotation, cellular component: plasma membrane. Gene Ontology annotation, molecular function: water channel activity. The record is from RefSeq and is a predicted model, not a curated record. The coding region runs from base 1136 to 2200 and encodes 354 amino acids. Gene Ontology annotation, biological process: transmembrane transport. NCBI's taxonomy places the organism in Eukaryota, Fungi, Ascomycota, Sordariomycetes, Diaporthales, Diaporthaceae.
UUCGUUGUCACCUCGGAGUGGAAUUAGAGCAAUCUGGACAAAGUGUUCCGUCGUGGCACCAGGCUAGCUAUCCUGGUAGACAGGACUGUAUCUGGAAUGCGAACGCCUUUAGAAAAGAAAAGAAGAAGGAAAAAAAACAUUGUCUGCGCCACGUGUAAUCAAGUGAAAUCCUCUUCGUGAACACUUGAGCCCACGAACCUAAUGGGAACGAAGGCAAGGCACUGCUUGUCUUCCUGUCUCAAGGGUGCCCCAGGCAGUACCGGGCACACUGCAUCAAGCCUUCCUGCAGGAUGUAGCCGAAGCCUUCUAUCAAGCUGCUUUUGACCGACGUGGACCACGAAGCGCCCGGAGACGUCACAUGGGCAGUUUGUGCUUCCCCCUCCGUCCUCGAUGGAUUCACACACCCGGCGUCUCCUCUCGACAGAUAGCGGAGCCUAGGAUCAAUCGCCAAACGCCACUGUGCAUACACUCUGCCAACGUGGGACCAUAAUGACGUGCGCGAAGCCUCUCUUGACCAAAUGCCGCCCUCAGGCACUCAUCGUUCCUCGUGGCUCUCGACACUCUGCAUCUUCGGCAUCUAGCAUUGUUGAACGGCGUCCAGGAAUCACCAAUGAGCCUCUAAGGAGUGCCGAAGUAGUCCACGAACUAGUUCAAAUCAACUCAAGUCUGUUCUCUUAGCCGCAGCACACGGAAUCGUCUGCUCAACCGGAGCCCACGAGAUGUCGACCCCAACAUUUGAAAGGUGUUCGGCUGAGUCCGAUAGAGGGAUGGCCACUCAGUGUGCGAGGUCUAGAACUGCCUGUACCACUGGAAGGGAAGGGAGGAGUGAGGCAAGGGCUAUCAUCGAUAGAUCUUCGAUCGGGCAGAAGUGCAGAAGACCUUAUCCAUGGCCGAGAUCAUCGCUCGACGAUGAAGCCGCCUCCACUGAGCACAGAAGCAUCUAGAGAUCUGCGAUGUCGACGUAAUAAGUUACACACGGCCAUGAGAGAUAACAUCUCGGCAUCUAAAGAGGUGAUGACUGUGAUGCCAUCCUCGAUAUAUAAGACCAGCAUUGAGAUUUCCUGGUGGAUCUGGUUAGUCUCUAUUUCCGACAGACACCCGUCGAGAUUUCGUUUUCACGACCACUGCCGCAAAUAUGGCAACCCAAGACAACCAGCUACGCCCCGCUGCUACCAAGAAGCAGGUAUCGUACACCACGCCGAGCACUGGUGAUACAGCUCACCACGACUUCGGGCCCGAGCACAAUCCCAGCUCUCUCAACCGCGCGUCUGGAGGCUCAGAGAAGCCAUUCACAGAGGACCUCGAGAGUGGAAACCAAAGACUCAAUCCGGCCCGGCCCACCCUAUUCAACCGAACCUUCACUCAGCAGUUCCGAGCUGCAGAGACUGGUGAGGCCGAGGUGGACUUUGGCUCCCUCUCGCAGAAAGAGAAGCGACAAGUUGUCAAGUCUGGAGUACACUCGUACAUCGCAGAUGCAAAUUUCAAGAACCAUAUUGUCGCCGCCUUGGGCGAGUUCGUUGGAACGACGAUGUUUCUCUUCUUUGCAUUCACCGGCACUGCUGUCGCGGUUAUCCAACCUGGGGAUGGCUCUUCGGGCUUCAAUAUCUCGGUUCAAACGUACAUUGCCCUGUGCUUCGGCUUCUCUCUCAUGGUCAACGUGUGGGUCUUUUAUAGAAUCUCGGGCGGUCUCUUCAACCCAGCUGUCACUCUAGCGCUUGUCCUCAUCCGUGCUAUUACACCUAUCCGUGCCAUUUUCGUCUUCGUCGCUCAGCUUCUCGGCGGUAUUGCUGCUGCAGGCUUGGCCUCGUGCAUGUUCCCAACCGAGCUCAGCGUCAGCACGACCCUGUCAGAAGGUGUGUCCCUCGCUCAAGGUGUGUUCAUCGAAGCUAUCUUGACAUUCGAGCUGGUCUUCACCAUUUUCAUGCUUGCUGCCGAGAAGCACCGCGCAACCUUCGUCGCUCCUGUUGGUAUCGGCCUCGCCCUCUUCAUCGCCGAGAUGAGUGGCGUGUAUUACACUGGGGGGAGUCUGAACCCAGCCCGGAGCCUGGGGCCCUGCGUUAUUGCCGCCGAUUUCCCCAGCGAGCACUGGAUUUACUGGGUCGGCCCGGCAAUAGGAUCUCUAGUCGCUUUUGGCUUGUAUAGGGCCAUCAAGCUAUUGCGAUACGAAAUGGCAAACCCAGGGCAGGACUCGAACGAAUAAAGAGUUGUCUAAACGGUCUAAGAGUUGUCUAAACGGUCUUCAGAUCGUUGCGAUAUGCAAUGGACAUCGGGAUGGGAGUGAAUUGAUGAGACUUAUUGAGAUAGCGCAUUCUUCCCAAGGGUUGUCGGCGCUUGGACUAAUGAUUGCUCAUGAAUGGUUUCUUGAUGUAGUUCUAGUCCUCCUUUUUUUCUCUUUUUCUGUUUUUGAAGCCGUUGAUCGGUGAGCAAUGGUUGGUAAGGCGGUAAAUUUCCGCGGUGGACGUGAUUCCAUAAGGCACAGGCACAUCUUUGGACAUAUACGGAAUAGAAGCGGAGCCAGUUUAUUCA